This is a messenger RNA of Jaculus jaculus (lesser Egyptian jerboa), 3322 nucleotides long. RefSeq names its product CMT1A duplicated region transcript 1 (gene Fbxw10b). Gene Ontology annotation, molecular function: protein binding. The coding region runs from base 194 to 3274 and encodes 1026 amino acids. Lineage: Eukaryota; Metazoa; Chordata; Mammalia; Rodentia; Dipodidae. The record is from RefSeq and is a predicted model, not a curated record. The transcript has 14 exons.
CAGAACAAAAAACCAGACUCUACAAGCAGUUUCUGAGACAGAUACGUUUUCUGUUCAUCACAGCAAGCGCCUUUUUCUCGUGAUAUCAUAGAAAAAGCUCAAACUGAGGUAUUUUUCCGCUUCCCCUGCUCCUCUGGCGUUUGGUGGCAUUGCUAAGAGGCUGAGGAUAAAAUAAACUGGUUAUCCCAGAGUCAUGGAAUACGUGGAACCAAAGCUCAAACAUGCUCCUUAUUAUCGUUGUGAAGCGGGGCAAGACUGGGUCCCCGUGUGCCGGAAGUGUGAAACUUGCGUCUUAGCGUGGAAGUUCUUUUCUACCAAAGAAUGGUUCCUGAGGGUCAGCGAGAAGUCCCAGACGAGGUUUCUAGUUAGCAUCCUGGGACAGUUAAAUAACUUGCAUUUAUUGCAGUAUUUCAAACACAUUCUGCAGACCACCCAGGGGAAGGAUUUCAUCUAUCACAGAUCCAGAAUCGACCUCAGCAGGCAGGACAGGAGGGUGGUGAAGUUCUUCCUGAAUCAGAUGCUGGAUAAAACCGUGGAACGGAAGAUGAAGGAGAUCCUGUACUGGUUUGCCAACAGCUCUUACCGGACUAAGGCGAAUUACACUCUCUGGCUGCUGCAGAUGUGCAAGCCCAAGUUACUGUUUACUGCUGCCAAUGUGGUCGAGGUCCUGACUAUGAGAGAGUCGAGCCACAUGUCAGGGCUGCCUCGCAACGCUGCUGAUGCGCUGUUUUUCCCUGAGAAAAACUACAACACCACAUCUGAGCCCUCUAAUGUCUAUCGGGCAGCUAAACCCAAGAUCUUGUCAUUUCCUUUGUCCAGAGAGUCCAAAGAUAAAGAUGGGGCUGAAACUGUGGAGGGACAUGCAACCCAUACUGAAGAACAAGGGAAGAGUUCACUCCAGUGUAUUUCAGAGAUGAAAAAGAUGUUUUCUGGAAAAGCAGGCAUUUCCAGGCUAGAGAAGGAUCCGUGCAACUUGCUGAUGAGGCUGGAGGAUGUCCAAGCUCUGUCUUCUGGGUUCAGCAAAUACCGGGACUUUAUCCGUUACCUGCCCCUCCACCUCUCCAAGUACAUCCUAAGAAUGCUGGAUAAGAACAGCCUGAGCAAGUGUGUCUUUGUGAGCCGUCACUGGGCUGCUCUGGUCCAGCAGGUCAGGAUGGACUUGUCAAUGCAGUCCUUGCUCCAGAACCAGAUUUCCUCCGUGCAGGGGUCCUACACAAAGGGUGUAGAUCCUAAUUAUGCCUGCAAGAUCUCUGUCCCAGUUCCUAAAAUAGUAGAGGAUGGGAAGCGAACACGUUCUAAAAGUCAGAAGUGGAAACUGAGGGCAAAGUCUGACUAUAACCUGUGGACUGCAUACCAGAACCAGGAAACCCAGCAGGUGCAGAUGGAAGAGAGAAAUGUUUACUGUGGCACCUACAAUAUCUGCAUUCUCUCUGACACGUGGGACCAAAACAGAAUCAUCCACUAUGCCGGGGGAGAUCUGGUAGCUGUGUCAUUGAAUCGGAAGAUCCACCUGCUGGACAUCUCACAAUGCAAGGAGACACCCAUUGAGUUCCAAGGCCAUGCCGGCAGCAUCAAGGCUCUCUUCUUGUGUGAAGAGGAAAACAUCCUUCUCAGUGGGAGCUUUGACUUAAGCAUCAGAUGCUGGGAUCUGAAAAGUGGAGCUUGCCUCCGGAUGUUGUAUGGCCACCAGGGGGCAGUUACUUGCAUUGAUUUAUAUAAGAACAGGCUUGCAUCUGGAGCAAAAGAUGGCCAGGUGAAAGAAUGGGACAUAGACACGGGAAAGUGCCUGAAGACCUUUAAACACAAAGACCCCGUCUUGGCCAUCAGGAUCAGUGACACUUACAUUGUGAGCAGCUGUGAGCGAGGGCUGGUCAAAGUGUGGCAUGUUGUCACAGGCCAGAUGGUAAAGACUCUCAUGGGGCACGAGGGAGCCGUGAAGUGUCUGUUCUUUGACCAAUGGCACCUCGUCUCAGGAGGUGAUGAUGGCUUGGUCAUGGCUUGGAGCAUGGUGGGAAAGUAUGAGCGGUGCCUGAUGGCCUUCAAGCAUCCAAAGGAGGUGCUCCAAGUGUCCCUUCUCUAUCUCCGGGUCAUCAGUGCCUGUGGCGAUGGCAAGAUCCGAAUUUACAAUUUCCUCAAUGGCAACUGCCUGAAGGUGAUCAGAGUCGACGCCAGAGGCAACCCAGUGCUGUCCUUCUUUUACCGGGGCAACAGGAUGGUGGUCAACACAGAGAGCAAUAUUAUCAUGUUCCAGUUUGAGAAUGUCAAGUGGCAGUACUCCACGGACAAAAGUAAAGCCAAGAAGACUAAGGACAAAGAGGAGGAAAAGGAAGAAGCUAUGUUGACAGAGGCAACUGAAAACCAAGGAAAACCAAGGUCAUACCAGAAGGAUGGAAAGAUGACGCCUGGUCCUAUUUAUGGGGAAGUAAAGGGCAUGGAUGCUGGGCAAGAGGAUUUGGAAGCCAAGUUGGAGGCUGCAGCAGAUGGUGUGGAAACUCCUAAACGAGUAAUCCACCAUCCAAAGAGAAAGUCUUGGAGAGUCCCUAUAUCACCUGACCAGUUUCUUCUGACUGUGAAUGCCCUGCAACAAGCCCAUCGUAGCGAGGAGUUUGCCUAUCCACACAGGCCCCCUACCCAAGUUGUUGAUGCCUGGGGACCUUCAAUUUCAUACCCAAGGAAGGUCUUAACUUUCAAAGGAAAAUCAAUCCAGCAUGCAGUGGAUCAGCUGCGACUCAGCAAUCCUCUCAUGGGUGUGAAGAAAACCAGUAUUCCCCUUGAAAUCCACAAGUUGCAGCCCAACUUGCGAAAAUCUUUACACAGUCCCAGUGUCCAAUCCACUAUACCCCAGCCCAUGCUCAUCCGCUCUAGGUUCUCUGGGACAGUAAGGGGUGGAGACCAUUUGACCAGUUCAAUUGGUGGGGUAUUGCACAGUCCAGGCCCUCUGACCAGUAUGCAGGUUAUUAAACCCAAUCGCAUGCUGGCUCCACAAGCAGGCCCAAUCACCCCGUCUCUCAAGAAAGAGCGGUAUCCUUUCUACACAACCCUUGAUCCUCUUCGAAUGAAUACUGAGUUCAUGCUGUUGACUGUGAAGGAGGAGAAAGAGUAUGGACAAGCCAAGAUGAGAGCCUACCAGGCCAAUGAGUCCACCAGAGCCACUGACCCAGGUAGAGCCAGCAAGGCUGCAUGGAUCCGCAAGAUCAAAGGUCUGCCUAUUGAUAAUUUCAUGAAGCAAGGGAAAAUAGCAGCCCCGGAACUUGGACAAAAUGUGUUUAUCUAAACCAGGCUUGGGAAAUUACAGUGCCAUUACAGUAAACAGAAAACUGGU